Molecule: messenger RNA, 3935 nt
Organism: Apis mellifera (honey bee)
Lineage: Eukaryota; Metazoa; Arthropoda; Insecta; Hymenoptera; Apidae
Product: nuclear receptor subfamily 2 group F member 6
Exons: 7
Coding region: 1685-2902 (405 amino acids)
Biological process (GO): anatomical structure development; cell differentiation; regulation of transcription by RNA polymerase II
Molecular function (GO): RNA polymerase II cis-regulatory region sequence-specific DNA binding; nuclear receptor activity; zinc ion binding
Source: RefSeq, a predicted model, not a curated record
AAGCAGAGAAAGAAAAGAAAACGAAGUAAUAAUAAUUAUUUGAACAGCGAAAAAGGAAGAGAAGGAAGCUGUUAUUUAAAUUUAAAUUUUGUCAGACGGCAAAGGACAAUAUCUGAUCCGUAUCUGAAUUCGAUCCAUCAGCAUUUUUUAUGCGAAAGAAGGCACGUGACGUGACGAGGAAAAAAAUUUGCAUAGAAUUUUCGGGCGACGAAAACUUUCGUCACCACGCGGAACUAUCGAAAAGUCAUUGAGCCGACAUUAGGCACAGUUUGCAUCUCAAGCUGUGACGAGCUUAUCAAAGUUCUCGUGAUCGAUGGGUUCGCAUAACUUUCUACUUUCAAGAAUAAUAUCUUCCGAAUUGUCUUAAACUUUUCCAUAUACAUAUACUUUUCUUUCACGUGUUUAAAUCUUUAUUAUCUUCAUUAAAAUAGAUAAAGAUUAUUUCGCGACCACGAGGACCAUUCGAAGAAAAGAAUUCGAUGGAUUUUGCAACGAGAGCACGAGAAACGAGAACAAUUUCGAAUUCCUGCCGCAUUUGCAUCGAAUUACAGACAGAUUGCUCGUGUCCAGCACCCGCCGCAUAACAUAUGUUACACACGCGUGCGUAAACACAACGACAGAUAGAUUCGUGCAAACAGAGGCGAAUAAUCCGCGCCAUGUGUAUUGCCUUGCCUUUUAUUGAACGAAUGCCAAUGAGAAUUCGACUCGCUAUCAGCUCUAUCAUUUCGAGGAGGCAAGGAUGAUUCUCCUCCGGACGCGUCCACACGAUAAUAACGCUUGGAACGUAGUUAUCCUGUGAAAUAAAAAUAUUAUGGCAGGUUAACGCUCACACGCGACCACCGUCACCGUCACCACUCCCUCCCUCGACAAGCCAUUAAGAAGUCAGUCGACAGUCAGGCAAGAGAUCUCUGGCGGAGGGUUGACGGCGGUAAUGACCAGUGUCGGUGAGACUGGUGGUUCUGGGAGGGUGCGGCGAAUCCACCGUGGCAUCAUCCACCAGGAGGACUCUCUCUCCUCCUCGAGGUGGUUUACCACCGACGAGGCUGGGCGAAUGCUCCACGUCACCGAUGCAUUAUUGAGCCUGGGAACCCUACAGGUGGCCAGCCGUUCCGUUCGAACGAGAAAGAGCCGAGGGCCUCGAUUCAAGAGGGAGCACGCGCUCUUUCUCUCUCUCUCUCUCUCUCUCGAAUCGAGGGAUAUGGAGAACCAGAAGAGGUGGAGAACAAGCGAAAGGGGUUUGCAAAAGUCAAUGGAAGAGGAUAUUUCCCCCACCUUUUUCUCGAGACUCUGUUCUUCGAGCAAACUGUUUCACGUUUUUUCGGAGACUGUUGUUUCGGAGAGGGAUCUCGAAGAGGUAUUCUUGGGGAAGGAGGAAAAUGUCGAUUAACAGCGUUCUAAUAGCUUGAGGUUGAACUUGAAGUCAAUAAGUCGCGAGCAUCGAGAAAAUCGAACGACGUUUAACAAUCGUCCAACUUCUCAUUACGUGUUGCAAUAUGCAACGACGGCUAUAACUUGGAAUGGAGGAAUCACGAUAACCGAGAAUCGCGUUGCGCUACUCGAAAGCUCUAAGUUAAUUAUUUUCGUAGAGAGAAUAAUCCGGUUGGUUAAAAGGAAAUUAAGUUAAGAAGAAUUAGAAAAAAGGUUUUAUAUAAUUUCACGCAAUAAUUUGGAUAAUUGCAUUUUGAUGACCAGGUUUCAGGACGGAAAAAUGGAAGACAACAGCCGGGGCGAAAGUUUGUGCAAAGUUUGCGGUGAUAAAGCGUCCGGAAAGCAUUAUGGGGUCCCGAGUUGCGACGGAUGUCGCGGCUUCUUCAAGCGGUCGAUCCGCAGGUAUGCAAGAAACCUCGAUUACGUUUGCAAGGAGAACGGACGUUGUAUCGUGGACGUUUCUCGUCGCAAUCAAUGCCAGGCAUGUCGAUUUACCAAGUGCCUUCAGGUCAACAUGAAACGAGAUGCGGUGCAACACGAAAGAGCUCCACGAAAUACAUCGUCCCUGGUUGCAGCCGCAAGGAGAGGUCCCUCGGGAUUAUAUCCUGGAAUUCCGCACGUUUAUCACGCAGCGAGCAACCCUUACCAUCCCCUUCUGUAUCCCGCGCUGUUCCCUUUCAAGCCGACCAUGUCGGCUUUCACUCCGUCGGUCGCGCAUUUUUUACCCCGUUCACCGACCACGGAAUCGUUGACAGUGAACGCCGCGAAAGAGGACGAAGUGACAAGUUCGGAGGAAGCUGGCUCGAUCGACGCUAGAAUCGAACCGAAGGAGGAGUUGGCAAGCGCUCGAUUAACACCAUCGUCCAUCGCUAAUCCUGCCUCGACCGAAUACAUCUCCAGCUUCUCCAUCCUACCCACGGAAAAUAUCUACGAAUUCGCAGCGAAAUUGCUCUUCUUUGCUGUCAGAUGGGCGAGAAGUAUUCAUUCCUUUUUGCAACUGCCCUACAGAGACCAGACUAUCCUACUGGAGGAAUCUUGGAGCGAGCUUUUCGUGCUCACCGCCGCGCAAUGGAACUUCCCCGUGGAAGAGGCCGCUCUUGUACCGAACGAUUUAUCAUCCGAAAGAAAGGAGACGCUGGUCGACGAGGCGAGGAAAUUGAGGGAAUUGUUGGCAAAAUGCGCUCUCCUCAGGGUCGAUCAUUCGGAAUACGCUUGCCUCAAGGCUAUAGUUCUUUUCAAAGGGGAGUCGCGAGGGCUGUGCGAGCCGGGGCGAAUAACGGCGUUGCAGGAGCAAACGGUGGCCGUGUUUUGCGAAAGGGAUGCGCGACGAGUCGGACGACUUUUACUGUUGUUACCCUCUGCGCGAGCGCUCUGCCGAUCAACCCUUCAGGAACUGCUGUUCAAACCGACAGUGGGGGAUGUUAGCGUGGAACGAUUGUUGGGCGACAUGGUCAGCGCUCUCAGACCUACAUAACGCCGAUUCGACUCGGUCGAUAUAACGCUUCUCAAACGGAUAACCAAUUUAUACCGACGAUUAUUUCAAAGAUAAUUCUACUACUUUCGAUCGAUCCUUUCUUCUUUUCUCUCUCUCUCUCUCUUCUCGAAUUUCCAAUCCCGGUUCAAAGAGAAAAUGAGACGAAAGUUUGAAAAUUUUACGUAAAGUCUAGUCAAUUGUUCGCAUCGAUUGUAAAUUACGAUGUAAUUCCGUUAAAUAAUGCAAUCUUGAAUGAUGUAAAUAUAUUAGAAAUAAGAAUGUUCCAGUAAUAAUUAGUAGAACGAAAGAACGUUGCUUUUUCUAAUUGCGAAAUUAUAUUUCUUCUUUUUUUUUUUCUAAAGAAAUCUUUGCCGAUAAAAUUAAAACGUUAGCAUUUUUCGAAACUAUAUAUAUUUUCGAGAUAUGCGAAAGAAUAUAGUCGAAGAUAUUUACUUUUAUGGAUAAGAAAGUUAUGGAAAAUUGAUAGAGAUUAUAUACGAUAUAGGCAACGCGUGUUUCAUUUCAGCAAAACCCUCUGAAUUUCUGAAACGUUUAUUCUCACAUCACAACAAUAAAAUUCGUUUACACAGUGUAUGGGCGUCUGCGACGAUAAAUAAAAUUACUUUAUAUGGAUGAUUAUCGGGAAGAUUGGCAUCAAAGAAAAAAAAAGAGACACUAACGCACACUAUUUUUUUUUUUUUAUUAACUAGAAUAAUUUAUUCUUUCAUGGUAGAAAAAGGAGAAUGUAUCUUAACUCAUGGACUGCAUUGUACUCAUAUAUAUAUAUAUAUAUAUAUAUAUAUAUAUAUAUAUUGUAUAUAUAUAUAUAUAUACAAUUACAUACAAUCCUCAAUUGAACGUUACACAUAAAUUCAUUAUAGAUUUCCUUGUCCUCGUGUGUUUCUGCGUGUGUAUGCGUGUAAAAAAUUGUUCGUCAACCCAAAAGAGACAACUGUCACUUCUUUCUUUUUCAUUUUCACUUCUUCUGUCGUUUCACUGUCCGGAAUAAUGAUAUAAAAAAAAAAAAAAAAAA